Molecule: messenger RNA, 7374 nt
Organism: Danio rerio (zebrafish)
Lineage: Eukaryota; Metazoa; Chordata; Actinopteri; Cypriniformes; Danionidae
Source: RefSeq, a predicted model, not a curated record
CGUGUUCACCCGCCUCCAGCAGUCAGUCCGAGAAACCCGAGAGCACACCAAAGUAACAAAACACAAACAUGGCGCCUAUUUGCUGCCGUACAGUCUAGCGCUGGACAGACAAAGUUUCCAGGAUUAAACACGGCGCGCUCGCACUAAGUGGACGUUUAAUUUCCGCUCGAAACGGAGUGAACGGGCUGCAAGUUACAACUUGCCUACAUGUCAGCGUGUUGUACUCUAGUGAUCUGAACAGCUGGUCUGUCCAGCCAUGAUUGAGGAUAAGGGUCACCGCGUGACGGACUACUUCGUUGUGGCUGGCCUGACAGACAAGUCUACACCACUAGAGCAGGAUAUAUCUGAAGCCAAGUCCAGUGGGCCCAAGGCACCAAUCACAGACCUUGCUGUCAUCAACAAGUCUUCUGGAGAAACUGUGCCUGAAGGUUUCACAUGCAUCGAGAGCACCUACAGCGGCCAGCCGGCCAAUCUCAACCAUGGCAGCCUCAAGAGCCCAGAACUCUUCCUAUGUUACAAGAGGGGUCGAGGGAAGCCCCCGCUCAUUGACAUUGGGGUCCUGUAUGAAGGUAAGGAGCGCCUCAUUCAGGGUUGUGAGGUCAUAGAGGCCACACCGUUUGGCCGCUGUGCAAAUGUCAAUAACAGCUCUGCCACAUCCCAGCGCAUAUUCAUCACUUACCGCCGAGCGCCUCCUGUCCAACCCCAGAACUCACUGGCUGUGACCGACAUCUGCGUCAUUAUCACAAACAAGGGCGAGACUCCUCCUCAUACCUUCUGCAAGGUAGACAAGAACCUUAACUGUGGCAUGUGGGGAUCAAGUGUGUUUUUAUGCUACAAGAAGUCUGUGUCUUCUUCUAAUUCCAUCGCUUAUAAGGCUGGUCUGAUCUUUCGAUAUCCUGAGGAGGACUACGAGUCAUUUCCUCUCUCUGAGUCUGUACCCCUCUUUUGCCUGCCUAUGGGGGCCAAGAUUGAAUGCUGGGCUCCAAACACACGCUACCCUUUACCCGUUUUCUCCACAUUUGUCCUCACCAACUCCAAUGGAGAGAAGGUAUAUGGAGCUGGAAUACAGUUUUACGAGCCUUAUCCUGUGGAUGGCCUCAGCGAGAAACAGAAGAUCCAGCUGGGUCUUGUCUCUGCAGUAGACAAGAAAGUCCUUCCCAACCGCACAGUCAACACCAACAAGUGCAUCUGCCUGCUGUCCCGCUGGCCUUUCUUUGAGGCCUUUAGAAAGUUCCUCAUGUUUCUUUAUAAGCUGUCGGCCAAUGGAGUCAGCCCUCUACCUAUUGAGAAACAUAUAUCCCAUUUCAUGCACAAUGUAUCCUUCCCGUCUCCUCAGAGGCCAAGAAUACUGGUUCAGCUGUCUGCACAUGACACCUUAAUCCUGUCCCAACCUGUUUGUACACCUUUACCACUGAGUGGAGCAGACUACAGUACACUGCUUAUGAAUCUAGGCCCAGAAAACUGUGCCACACUGCUUCACUUUGUCCUGCUGGAAAGUAAGAUCCUGUUGCACUCCCUUCGACCAGCUGUUCUGACUGGAGUGGCUGAGGCUGUUGUGGCAAUGAUCUUCCCCUUCCAGUGGCAAUGUCCAUAUAUUCCUCUUUGCCCUCUGUCUUUGGCGGGGGUUCUCAAUGCACCAUGUCCUUUCAUUGUGGGCGUUGACUCAAGAUACUUUGACCUCUACGAUCCCCCUCCUGACGUAGUGUGUGUGGACUUGGACACCAACACUAUAUAUUUGUCUGAUGAGAAACGACACAGUAACUGGAAGAAUCUCCCAAAGAAGCCCUCCAAGAGUCUUAUCAGUUUCUUAGGAAGCUUGCACCACCAGCUUGCCACUGUUCGGCGUACAGCCACAGAAGGCUUGGCAGUGGAGAUGACCCCUAUCGAAGCUGACUUCACCUGGCAUAAGAAAAAGACUGAGCUGGAGAUGGAGAUUCAAGAAGUGUUCCUGCGCUUUAUGGCCUCCAUACUGAAGGGCUACCGAACCUACCUCAAACCCAUCACACAAGCACCUUCUGAAAAAGCUACUGCUGCAGAUUCGCUCUACGACCUGCAAGGAUUCUUGAAGAGCAGAGAUCGUGCUCACCAGAAGUUCUACUCUCAGCUCACCAAGACUCAGAUCUUCAUCCGCUUUGUUGAGGAAUGUACUUUUGUCAGUGACAAAGACACCGGCCUGGCUUUCUUUGAUGACUGCAUUCGAAAACUUUUUCCUUCUGACAAAGGGACAGACAAGGGUACAAAGGUUGAAGGCGAGUCUUCUGAGGACACCAGGCUGAUGGAACUGGACGAGUCCCAGAAGAGUGAGCACACAGUUUUUGUCAUGCCUCCUGAACCCCCUUUGGAAGAUGGUCCUGACCCCCCUCCCAAGUACAGUUAUAAGAAUUUCCCUAGUUUACGGUUGGAGUUGUUUGAUCGUCCACUAGAACUGAGGCCAGCAUUAAGCACAAGAGCUGCAGGGUCGAGUGUGUCCAGCAGUCCUGCCCUUCUGGCCAAAAGAACUAAACAGGAAAUCAAAAUGGCCUACAAAUUGGCGAAGCGUUUCUACUCCAAUCCACCCCAGUGGGCAAAGUGUCUGUGUAGUCACUGCUAUAGUCUGUGGUUCAUCUGUCUUCCUGCUCGCAUGCGUACUGCACAGUCCAAGCCCCGCGCCAUGCAGCAGGCCUUUAAUGUUCUGCUCAAGAUGAGGAGCUCUGAGGUGGAAGUGCUUGACGAGGUGUGUUACCGUGUGGUGAUGCAGUUAUGUGGUCUGUGGGAGAUGCCCGUCAUGGCUGUGCGUGUCUUAAUGGAGAUGAAAAAGGCUGGAGUUGAACCCAAUGCUAUUACUUAUGGAUACUACAACAAGGCUGUUCUGGAAAGUCCUUGGCCAAGCCGCAACCGUAGCGGUCUCUUCAUGUGGACCAAAAUGAGGAACCUUGUGCGAGGAGUGGUGCAGUUUAAACGGGCAUUACGUGGGACCACUCUUCAAAUAGGAUCUUCUCUGAAAAGCACAGAUCUUUCAGCAAGUACAGCAGUAGGUGCUGAUGGAGACAGACUGAGUCAUGGAAGCGUAGACGGAAUUGUCGAGGAACACAUUCUCUUCUCCCACAGCAUUUUAGUUGAGGAUGUUAUUGACAGUCACUACAGUACAGCUGCUCAGUCUGAUCAGGGUUAUGGAUCUAAAGAUGAAUUACCACAGGAACAUACAGAAGAACCGGUAACCUCACCACCUCUGUCUACCAACCACACCUGUAGUAGCAAAGAAACCAACACCAAAAAUGGACAAGAUAUUGCCAGUUCUGUGGACAGUGUUGUAGCUGUAACAGAGCCCCCUAGCCCUGCUGAGAUAGCACCAUGUGUAGCCAGCAUUGUAAAACCCUCUACUGAUAUCCCUGUCCACUUUGACAGCACUGCAGGCAGGGGAGAAACUGCAGGUGUUUGCACUGGUAAGCUCUUCAUGUCCCGUAAAAAGAGUGAAGAUGUGGCCUUGUCUGUGGAGGAUGCUACUGUAAUCCCAGAUUCACAGCUUCCGCAGUCUGGACAGCAGCAAAGGGUAAAGGCCUUCAUGGAGCGCAGCUGCAGUUUUAGUGCAGAGAGCAAAGCUGGCAUGCUACAGAAAAAAAGCAGUCUGGAGCUCAGUGCUGAUCACAUGGGCGCAGAUGCAAAAAUUCUUGCAGCAGUGUUCUCCGGCAGCCAGACUCCUCCUCCUUUUGCAAGCAUUGCUCCGUUUAAAGAGUUCAAGGUGGAGGCUACACUAAGCCCUGCCCUCCAGGAGGAAGAACAAGAGGAAAAGCAGGAGACCAAACAUGAAUCCUUCACUUCUGCAGCAGAGGGAGUGGAGAAAAGUAUAAAGCGGGAUAAUGCAGCAGCAGAAUCCAAUAGCAGUGAACGAGUUGGGCGAACCACAGGGAGUGCCGUCUCCUCCUCUAAAGCUGUGGAGAGGGAGAAUGUCGAAAUGGGAGCAGAUCCACUCUCACUCUUUGCUUCAGAAACUGAAGACACAACCUCCAUUCAGAGCCAGGAGUCCACACGGACCUUUCCACCUCUGGUGUCAAGGAAUCUUGCAGAUGAGAUUGAGAUGUACAUGAGCCUCCAAAGCCCCCUGACUGCUAGAUCUCCUAGCAUGGAGUUGCAACAGGGUUCAAACCCUGAAUCCAUAAACUGUCCAGACUCUCCAGCAGUUAAGCAGUCUUUAGAAAGAAGGUCAAGCCUUCCGAUUGGCCCAGUCAAAGUGGCCAGUUCAACGGAGCAUCCAAAACCUAGUCCUGCUGUCACUCGCUCAAAGACAUUUGCUGUCAAAUCCCCCAAGACCCCUGGCUCUGCAGGCCAGAGGUCGUCAUCGCUGACUGCACUGGUAAAAUCGUCACAGAACAGCUCACUAGGCUCUGUCAUCAACUCCAUCUCAGGCAUCAAGAUGGACUCUCUUCUGGUGGGCCCCAAAGUAGAUAUGCUUAAAUCAGGCAUGAAGCAGGCAGCCAAUGUGGCCAGUAAGAUGUGGGAUGCAGUGGCUUCAGCCUACUCCUACUCAGAUGAUGAGGAGGAUAACUUAAAGCCCCAGUACAGUUUCCCAGCUAGGCUAGAAGAACAGUUGCUAUCUGGAGAGGGAGAUACGGAGAACACUUUACCCAGAGGACUGAUGCCUAGUCUGGGCUCAAACGGGCUCGCACACAGCAAUACCAGCCUGGGUAGCAGCAGUGGAAGCAGCGAUACCGGCCAGGCACACCUGUCAACUCCUUUGACUCCAGGUCGCUCAAUGAGAGGAGCAGACUCCGAGAGGUCUGAACAUAGUUCCUCUCAUCAUGCCAGCACCUCCAGCAUUUACCAAAACUGUGCUUUAGAGGUUCUCAUGUCCAGCUGCUCUCAGUGUCGCUCUUGUGAGGCACUAGUGUAUGAUGAGGAGAUCAUGGCGGGCUGGACAGCAGAUGACUCCAAUCUAAACUGCACCUGUCCCUUCUGUCAAGUCACUUUCCUUCCUUUGCUCCAUGUUGAGUUCCAGGACCUGCGUGCUACUCCAGGCUUCUACUUGAAGACGAGUACAUCAGGAGACAGUAUCCACAGCUCCACCACACAACCAACCACUUCUAGCUCAUCAGAAGUGAAAGUGAGCUCUCCUAGUGACCCUUCAGACCUCAUGACUUUCGCAGAAUCUUCUGAGGACAGCAAGAGUCCUGUUGAGAUGCCUGUUGCUCAAACUGGAACCCCAAAGAUCCUUGUACCUGAGCCUGUACAUUCAGACCCCCUUGGUCUCAUGGAGAGACAAGCUGAGAAACGGAACACAUUAACACGGAGCAACAGUAUGGGAGGACCACUGCAGAAUUUGGACUUGAUUCAAAGACCCAAUCAUGGCAUAUCCACUAUUAGCCUGCCCAACAGCUUACAAGAAGUGUCGGACACGUUGGGUCAAAAGCGACCCAACCCAAAACCAGUUUCUGUGCCGUAUCUCAGUCCACUGGUUCUGCGCAAAGAAUUGGAGUCGCUUUUAGAAAAUGAAGGGGAUCAGGUAAUCUAUACACAUAAGUUUCUUAGUCAGCACCCCAUCAUUUUCUGGAACCUGGUGUGGUAUUUUCGUCGUUUAGACCUGCCCAGCAUUCUGCCUGGACUCAUUCUCACUUCUGAACACUGCAACAAUGGAGUAAAGCUGCCGCAGACAUCUUUGUCUCAGGACAGUAAGCAGGUGUACGUGCAGCUGUUGUGGGAUAAUGUCAACUUACAUCAGGAGCCCACCGAGCCCCUCUAUCAGCUCUGGAGGACCUUCUUGCAAAGGAAGGGAACUCUAGCCCCAACUGACCACCAGGAGACUCGGUCUUUGCUAAACAGCAUUGUACGCAGCAUUCAGAUGAACGAUGUUUACGGCCCCAUCAAUAUGCUCAUCCGGGAGAUCAAGAAACAUCCAGAAGUUAAACGCCAGAGGAGUGUCUACAGGGAAAUUAUGUUUCUGUCACUUGUUGCCUUAGGAAGGGAGAACAUUGAUAUUGAGGCCUUUAAUCGUGAAUACCGUCUUGCUUACAGCCAGCUCAGCGCAGAACAGCUUAAAGUCCUGUCCCCUAUUGACAGACCACCUAGCAACGGUGUGCAGUGGUGCCUCAAUUCCUUUGGAGCCCCAGUCAUCUGAUGUGCUUCUCUGACCGGGAGUGACUGUGAAAGCCCCGAGGAUUGUAAAAGUCAUUUCUUUCAUUUGCACCGCCACCUGAAAUGCUCCUUUUUUUACCACCUGCCAGAAUAAAAGAAACAAAUUGGCUUCUUUGCUUUGAGAUUCCUGAAGAAUGUCAUGGCAUCAGCCUCUGUAGACACUGCAUUUUACUGUUGGCCUUCAGGAGCUGAACAGCACCUCCUGUGUUUGUCUGUGUAUGUAUGUGUGUGUAAGAGAGAGCCCUUUUCAAACUGCAUUGGAAGAAAACCCAAGACUGAAAAAUCCAACUUUAAGAUGUCUCCCCACCCUGCCCUUCAUUCUAGCUUCUGUCUUCAGCGACCUUCCUGUUGGAUUUUGUGGAUGUGGAGAAUGUUCUGGAGAAGAGUCUUAUUUGAUGUGCACUUUCAGAAAUGAUUUCUUUAUCGUUCUCUAUUGCUGUCAUGUGUUUUAUAUAUACUUAUUUUUCUAUAUUGGGAUAUUUGAACUUUGGCCUUUCUCACUGUGGAGUCUUAAACAUAGCUCUUUGAGGUUAAUAUAGGCUUUGAGUGUCACAGUGUGAGGUGAGAUGUUGGUGUGUGUGUGUGUGUGUCUGAGAGAGUGUGCGUAUGUGCGUGUAAAUUAGAUUGAUUACACCUUAAAGUGAUAUACUGUGAGGGAGGACAAUCAGAUGAAUUCCAGAACAUUCCAGAAAGUAACUUUAAUGAAUUAAACAAAGGCUAGAAUCGUUGAGGUAUGGUGUAGAAAGGAACUAGAUUUUUUCUCUGUUUGUAGGAUAAUGAUGAAUUGUGGAACUAUUGUAAAUUACAUCCGGAAUGGAAGAACAUAUUUUAUGAAGUGAAAUAACUCUUUAUUCAUGCGUUCUUACAUAGUUUUGUCUAGUUUGUUUUUUUUAAUACUCAAGCUUUGAGAAAAGGACAUGUAAUCUCAUCAUCUGUAUGCACAAAUGACUCUUUAAUACAGAAACAUUCAUAGAACCUCAGAAACUCAGAAUCUUAAAAUAGUGCUAGCUUUAGUUGAUUUGCUUGUUGAAGACUGUUGCCCAUUAAAUUGAACACCUUUCAUUCUGGUCUCGUAGUUCAAGUGAAUCCAAAGGAUGUAAAAAUAAUUAAAAUCAAUUAAAAGUUUGAGUUACUGCCAUUUGUGAAUGCAUCGGGAAAGAAAUCACAUAGUACAUGUGCCUUGUCAUCAAGUCUAGAUAGAACUUGUGGAUUUGUACAUUUAAAAAAAGAUUUUACUACUAAUAAAUUAACAUGUAAGAGUGAAAUUGA